AUGGCGGCUCUCGAAUCCGGUACGGACGUGCACGACGACGACGCCAGCAGCGACCAUGUGCCGAAAGUCGAGUGCACGUACGGGCACGAAUCCUACAGCGUAGCCUCGCCCCUCGAAACUUUGGCCAGCCGAGGACCAGCCGCCAUCAAGGGUCCCGUUGCCUCCUCGCCGCCUCUGCCGACCGUCGAAGGGGCCUUUGCCAGCCUUGGCCGCCCAUCGUUCCAAGCCGGCGGCUCGCCCGGCUCGGAUGCCGUCGACUCUACCGUCGGACCGGUCUUCUUCCCAAACCAUACCUUUCCAGCCACGCCGUCGGCGGUCCACAGACACCUGGACCGCCCGAUGGCCAGCCAGUGCACCCCCCCGAUGACGAGCCAGAGCGACGGGAGUCCGGAUUGGACCCUCGACAGCGUUGCCGCGCGCCUGAGCGGCUUUGCCCAGGAUGUCAAGGACGGCCACGCCGAAUUGACAACAUGCAUCCUGGAGUCGGUGACGGUGGUGGACCGCCGCGUCCAUCGUGGCAAGGACCUCUUUGCCGGCCUCAAGCUGGAGCCGGCGUCUCCGACCAAGGGCGAGACGAUGAGGAUCAAGUCCAAGCAACACUUGAGAGCGAGAAAGGACAGCAAGGAAGAGCACUACGACAUUGUGUGCACCAAAACGAACAAGGACCGCGUCCCUCGAUACCGCUUCCACCAAGUCGCCAUCAAGAAGAACAUCCUGACGCCCAACACGAUGCUCACAUUCGUCCCUCAUCUGCGAGACCUCGAGACCUCGGAGGAGAGCAAGUACAACAUAUGGCUCGAGGAGCUCGAGGACAUCGAUCUCAAGUCCGGCUUCAAGCCCAUGAACCGGGAGGCAAAGCAGGCCCUCACCUACCACCUCGAGCGCGCGGCGACCAUGUCUCUCUACCUCGACGCUUGGCUCCGCGCCCUCGCCAUUCCGGCCUGCAACAAGUCGGCCCUCAUCAGCUACAUGGCCAGCUGCGAGCCGGACGACACCAUCACGCCGCAGCAGAAGACGUCGAUCCUGCGAUCCCACCACACGAGCGACAACGCCACGCCGGAAACCAACCGGGCAGCCCAGCUGUUUACAAACGCCUUUCGGCUCGUCUUCACGGACCGUUUGCCGGUCGAGAAACAGGUGGACCUGCGCAAGGUCCUUCUCCUCGACGAGUCGGUCGACGGCAUCAUGGACUCCAAGCCCACGGCCAAGGAUGGCGCCGCCACGCAGACCGACGUCGACGAUGCCGCCAUGAACGAGUACGAGCUCGCCGAGUCCAACCUCGCCACCUAUUGCAUCCUCGGAUGCCUCAUAUGCUUCAGCCACUCGUGCGACCACGGCGAGUACGACAACAAGAACCUGAAGCGCACCUUUUCCAUCUCGUCGUGCUCUCACCUCUCCGACGCGCUGAGACGACGUCGCCGUCGCCUCGGUCCCGAUCAUCGCGACGCCCAGGCAUCGCUCGCCGCCUGCCAACGCCACUGCCACCGCCUUGGCGGCGCACCGUGCACCUGUACGCGCAACCGCGACUGGUCCGAGGACGAGAGGGUCCUCCUCCGAUGCAUGCACGCGACGGCCGUGCACCGCGACCCCAUCUGUCUCGCGGCCGACUUUCUCGAUCGCUGCUGUCACCACGUGCUGCGGGAGGCUCUGUCACUGCAGAUUGUCGUCGACUCUUCGGAGCCCACGUCGGCGGAGCCUGCGCGAGCGAAGAAGAGCCUGUCGUGGUACGACCGCCGGAAGAAGGUGCUCAUCGGCGACUGGCAGGAUCACACCGUCAGUCACCAACACCAGCGGCGCGAAACGCUCGAGCCCUGCUCCCACGAGGGGCCCUGUCGCCCCCGUGCCUGCUCUUGCGUCGAUGCCGGGCUUCUGUGCGAGAAGUUCUGCAGCUGCACCGUCGACGAUUGCGAGUACAAGUUUACCGGCUGCGCGUGCCAUGCCUCGGGCAAGACCUGCCAGCCGAGGCAGAAGGACAAGCCCUGCAUCUGCGUCCAGCUGAACCGCGAGUGCGAUCCUCAGCUCUGCGGCUCCUGCGGAGCCCUCGAGCGGGCCGAUCCGGUCCACGCGACCGACGAGCCGCUUCACGCGACGGGGUGCCAGAAUUGCGACCUGCAGCGAGGCGCCGGCAAGUCGCUCGUCCUCGGCCAGAGCCAGCUCGAAGGCUGCGGCUACGGCCUGUUCACGGCCGAAGACAUUGCCCAGGACGACUUCAUCAUCGAGUACGUCGGGGAGCUGAUCACGCACGACGAAGGCGUCCGUCGAGAGGCGCGGCGCGGCGACGUGUUUGACGAGCAAUCCAACAUUUCGUACGUCUUCACCCUGCUCGAGAACGAGGGCAUCUGGGUCGACGCGGCCAUCUACGGCAACCUCAGCCGCUACAUCAACCACGCGUCGGAGAAUGACAGGUGGGGAUGCAACAUCACGCCGCGCAUUCUCCACGUCAACGGGGAGUACAGGAUCAAAUUCACCGCCAUGAGGGAUAUCCGAGCCGGCGAGGAGCUCUUCUUCAACUACGGAGAGAACUUCCCCAACCUGACCAAGAAGCUGCUCGAUCACAAGGCGGGCACCCACGCCAGGGUGGCCAAGGUCAAGGGCGUGCGUUCCCGAGGCAUGGAGCCCGGGGAUCAAGUGGCCAGAAAGGCGCCCAAGCAGGAAAAGAGGAGGGGGCCCGGAAGGCCUAGGGUGCGGAAAGCGGACGAGGUCGGGCCGAAUUUCGACUCGGUCGAGGCGCCGAACAAAUCGCGCAAACGGAAGCGACAGGCGCCGACGGGCCGGGCCGAGGAGGGCCAUGGGAUGCCCGCGCCCGUGCCAACGCCCGCCACCGAUUCCGCGCUCGAGCGUCGGCAUCCUGAUGCGGGUUCCCUCACUCGCCUGCGCCAACGAGCCCGGGGGCUCUCCGUCGUCGAUGGACCCGACGCCGAGUCACCGACAAAGGCCAUGGUGAAGCCGAAGAAGGGCAAACGGGGCGGGGCACGACCUGGCAGCGGACGACCUAGGAAGCAUCCCCGCCCUGUCCCCAAACCCGCCCAGGUUCCGGAGGUCGCCCCGCAGGAGGUUGCCGAACCGGCGACGGCAGAAGCGGCCACGCUGCUGGGGAGGAAGACGCUCGGUGCGGAUGGGACAAGAUUCGACGACGUGAUGGAGGUUGCAGACAGCGACGAUGCACCAUCGUGGGACCCCCGCCAAAUCCCUACGCCUCACGAGGUGGGCGGCGGCGGCGGACAGGAACCAGCGGAGGAGGAAGACGAGGACCAGGACGUGGUCAUACGGAAGAGGGACGAACGGAACGUUCGGUCGCGGCGGCCUCCGGCAAAGUUCAGGGAAGACGACACGAUAUGGAGCUGA
Molecule: messenger RNA, 3345 nt
Organism: Drechmeria coniospora
Lineage: Eukaryota; Fungi; Ascomycota; Sordariomycetes; Hypocreales; Ophiocordycipitaceae
Product: putative enhancer of zeste 2 isoform a
Exons: 2
Coding region: 1-3345 (1114 amino acids)
Biological process (GO): chromatin remodeling
Molecular function (GO): histone methyltransferase activity; protein binding
Source: RefSeq, a predicted model, not a curated record